Megachile rotundata (alfalfa leafcutting bee) is the source of this 2572-nucleotide messenger RNA. RefSeq lists its product as uncharacterized. The record is from RefSeq and is a predicted model, not a curated record. NCBI's taxonomy places the organism in Eukaryota, Metazoa, Arthropoda, Insecta, Hymenoptera, Megachilidae.
UCGUAAUACCUGGAUUAUUAUCUCCUCGGUAACGGUCGAUAAUCUUAUCAAAGUUUAUCUCUUCGCCGUUGAUUAUUCUUGAUUUUCGCGUUGAUCGUGCUGGUUUCGGUUAGUAAUAUCGCGGUGAAAAAGAGGAAGAAGAAGACACAAAGAAAGGGGUGUGGACAAUAAAAUACUCUGCGUAAUUGACAAAGAAAGUUCAAAGUGGUUGCCGUCGUAGUUACUGCAGUAUAUUUCAUCGACGAGCAUCGACAAAAAUCUACGGCUUAUUUGAACAAGAAACACGCAGUGUUCACAGAGACGCGUAAACGUUCUUACGUGCCAAGGUUUCUGGAGUCAGUGGGAAAGUAAUAUUUCGAAGGAAAAAUACGUAUAGGAGUUUCGGAAACGAGUUACCGUUCAAAGAACCUGUUCUUCGUGAAUCCAUACGUCUUAAAAUAUUAUCGAGCUGUAAUUGGUAUUCGUUCUCAGGUCCAAUCGUCUGGUCAAAAAUUGGAACAAAAACGCGAUGAACGAAAGACGAGCGGAAUGCGUACUCAGCAUACUAUACGUAUCUUCCGCGAUCUUUUCCUGUGUCUCGUUGGUCUGUUUGGCGGCGGUUUGGCAGUACUGGGCACAGAUCUUGAACGUAUGCAUCAGCAUCGAUUGCGGUUGUAUAUUGUACGGUAUUAAUACCUUUCGAACGUUCAUGGGAGGAGAUGCGAAGCUUUGCCACUUCGGAGUAUACGGCUUGAUUCCGACGCUUUUGAUCGGUAUAUGCCUCGGCGCAUAUCACGGACAUCGAAGCUGCGUCGGUAGAAAUUUAGAGGAGCCAGUACGAAUGUACGACCAAGUUGCCAGAAACUCGAACAUCGACGGAGAAGCGACGCCGACGGUAGUGGUCAGGUCGAAAAGGAGAAGUCCGUACAAGCAAUGGAUACCCAGCGUGUUUCUCGCGGUUUUACUCUGCUGUUUAUCGUUGGCACACGCGGUCGUAACGACCGACGGUUACUACAAAACUUGCGGGCAUUACAGGAGAAGGCUGAUACAAGUUUUAGAUUCGAGAGGUCGCGAAGCCGAGGUGAUACACCAGAGACUCUCGUGCGGAGCAAUUUUCGACUUUAUGGAUUAUUUACAGUAUGAUCCGAACGGUAACUGGGAAAAUAGGAAGGAAGCUGACACCGGUUUGGGUCUUCGAUUUGCGAUCGUUUCCGCGUGGUUCAACUUUGUCGCCUGGAUGCUCGUACUGUUAAUCAAUAUCGUUAUGACACGUAAAAAGCUUCGCUGCUGUUAAAAGUAAAUCUCUGCAAAGAGAUCUCUAGGUCGCUAAACGAACAAAAUAUUUUAGGCAUUACGGGCACGUAUGCGCGCGAACCUUUUAUGCGUUUUGAAUUUAUGUAUGCACACGCGGAAAGGCACGUUAGCGUCGCGAGCUUCGUCGUCGAUUAAAAGGAAGAGGAAAUGGAGGGUCUGCAGAGAGUGGAACGUCAGUACAACAUUCGAGACAAUUUCUGUUUCUCUUUUUACACGAAAUUCUAUUUAUUAAAUCAAUGAAUCUCGAAUCGUACGAUCAAACGUUCCGUACGACGAAUUGGUUCUCGUAACAUCCGACACCUUGAUUGAUAAUCGACGGAAUUGAUGUGGUUCGCCGAUGCGUUCUUCUCGUUCGAAAAGUAAUUAUCGUGCGCGUCGAAGAAAUUCAAAGCGACGCGACAUACCGAUCGACGCGUUCCUCUCGGUCUCGGAACGAAACGGAAACGUGCUUUUUCCGACUACGAAACAUCCAUGACCGUUAUUCCAGACAAUUUCAAACGCUUUAGUUUCCCGCGCUAAUAUUCUAAAUGGACGAGUCUUUCCGAGCUUCCGAACAACAACGAAUACCAACUGUAUGUACCUAACACCGGUUGACAAAAGUAAUGCAAUAUCUGGUGUCGAGGCAGUAACAACGUUUAAGUAAGAUUCGAAACUAAUGUGUAAACGGAAACGAUGACGAUGAUGAUGAAGAUAAUAAUAACGAGUAUAACGACAUAUAUGUAUAAAAUAAGUAAUCGGUACGGAAUGUGUACCGGAAUGUGCACCUAACCGUGACAAACAGCGCUUAACGCAUUUUUUCCUGAAACGAUAAAACGUUAUCUUCUUAGCGAUACACGAAUAAAGUUUGCCGAAACAGCACCUGUUUUUUAUCCUAAAAAUACUGCAAACAUUUUGUCAGAAUAUAUUUGUAAUCGUUAAACCAUUUUUUAUACGUAGAUCGUCGCAAGAAGAUUGCGUUACGUUCGAUCGCCCCUUCAAACACUUAUCGUCGUAACUAACAACUGUCCGAUGACUACGCAUAAAGACGAUUUCUUCUUUCCCGUCGUAUUCUCUUUUUACUCUGUUUUUUAUUCGACCUUUGUGUUUCCGUUCGCCUCGCUCGAUACGGUUCACGCGAUCGAAACUUUCAACUUUUCCAGCUACGCAUAGGAACCAAAUCGAAGAAAAUCGUUGACCGUUUCUCUCGUAAUACCGUUGUUCGCGCGUUAAAAGAUAAAAAAGAGUGCGAGCUCGAAAUAUACUCAGCUCAACGAAAACAAGGCACCUAAAUGCUUAUCGA